AUGUCCGCAAUACAACAACAACAACAUAAAUCUGUUGCAACUAGUUAUACCGCAAAUAUGACUCCUGGUGAUACAACAGGUAUCCCUAAUCUUAAACCAGUAACUGUUAAGAAUGAAGUUCCAAAUACUCCGUCAUCCUUAGACAUAUUGAAUCUUAAUGGCAAGAAUCAAAGGCUUGAUCUUGGUUCGAUGAUUGAAGAAUUUAUUGAAUUAUUAGGGAAAGAUAAUUGGAUUAAAUAUUCUCAACUUAUUAGCCGAUUUAUUCUAGGAAAGUUAUCAAGAAAAGAAUUGAGCCGUGAAUUUGAUUCAUUAUUUGGACCUCCACCAAGCAUUCAAAGAAAUCAAUCAACUAAUUUGUCAUUCUCAUUGGCAAAACCUUUAGAUGAUUCGCAAUCUGAUAUUAAUAAUACAAAUGAAAAUACACAGCUUACAAACAGCCUGCUGCGACCUAAAUUAAUUAGAUUACAUAAUCAAUUGUUGCUAGGUAUUUUCACUAAUACUUUAAGAGACUCUCCACUAGGUGCAUCGGAUAAAUCAUGGGGAUUCGGCUCAAGUAUGGGUAAUAAAGGCCUCAAACGUGUUAAUAAACAUAAUUCACAAAUCGAAACAUACAAGAAAAUUGUCAUGUCUUUACCUUUAUCUGAUAGAGCAAGAUUAAAGACAAUUACUAAAGAAGCAGGGAAGCGUGGGUUUAUUUAUUGUUCAGUAUUACAAGAUAGAUUGACUAAUAUACCGAAGAUACCUAUUGUAACAAAUCAAGAAACAUUAAAACGGGUUAAAGCAAAUAAUCUGAAGACUCCUUUAGAAUGGUCCCAAGAUAUCAUGAAUGGUUUCAAUGCACCUUUAGCAACUGACAAUUAUUCUCUACCUGAUACGGAUAGUCUAUAUUUAAAGAUGACUGGUAUUGCCAGAGAACAUGGUUUAGUAGGAAGUGUAGAUACAAGAUGUGUGGAUAUGAUGUCACUUGCCCUCGAUCACUAUUUAAAGAAAGUUGUGGAACUCGGUAUUGAUUCGUUAAGAUAUAGAACGAAAAAAUAUUCAGAUUAUUAUGAUUUAAAUGAGGAUGGUAUUUUUUCUUCAGUUACCGACAAAAAUAAUGAUGAUAAUUUCCUAACGAACAAUAUUCCAGGAUUACCUACAGUAAUACCCAACGACAUUAAUAGUAGUAAAAAUAAUAACACCGAGAGCAAAGAUGAGGAAGAUUAUGACAAGAUGGAUAUAGAUACAGAGGCUGAAAUUAAGGCAGAAACAUCUACUGAUGACACAAAUCAAGAUGAUAUAAAGCCGAAGAUGUCUUUGACCAAUGAGGACAUUUAUAAUGCACUUUCUGUGUUCCCAAAUAUAAUGAAAUCAUCAACAAGUGCUUUUUACAAUAUUUCUAAUAACGGUUUGAGAAAUGAUGAUGAUUUGGUUAUAAUGAAGAGUGCGAUUGAUGACAUGCCAGAGUUUACUAGUGAGAAACCAAUGUUUACUCCGAUAGAUGAGAGGAAUGUUGGUACUAGAGAAGAAUUGAAUUGGUUAAUCAAGGAUAUUUUAACUGAAAAAUAA
Maudiozyma saulgeensis is the source of this 1548-nucleotide messenger RNA. NCBI's taxonomy places the organism in Eukaryota, Fungi, Ascomycota, Saccharomycetes, Saccharomycetales, Saccharomycetaceae. The record is from the annotation of a GenBank genome assembly.